AUGAAGCCCUACGUGCUAGCCGCGCUGGCCUUUGCGGCGACAGCUUUUGCAUCGCCAACGCCCGAUGUCACGACACUCGACCGAGAACCAGAAGGCCCGUACAGGAAUGUCCGCCUUUGCACCGUAGAGAAGUUUUCGGAUGGCCAUAUGAGGAAAGAUUGUCCCAAGAUUUCGAUCCGCAUCGGCAGGUGCACGCAGUUUCAGGCGCCGCUGUACCGCAACGGGCUAGUCAUCUUCGAGGAACGGAGAGCCGACUACGAACACCACUUUAAGCACAUGGACUGCGUCAUCCAUAGCUACGACUGCGGAGCAAAGUGUGACCCUAGAAUGAGCGGGGACAGGUGCGAGUUGCGCCCCUUGACGUGGAGACACGAUCUCAAGCAGCACAUCUCUGGGUGGGAGAACAAGGCAUCAAGCUUCACUUGCAAGGAGUUCCAGGAACCGGAAAACCCACCAUCACCGUGA
Messenger RNA from Purpureocillium lilacinum, 465 nucleotides. Lineage: Eukaryota; Fungi; Ascomycota; Sordariomycetes; Hypocreales; Ophiocordycipitaceae. The record is from RefSeq and is a predicted model, not a curated record.